Messenger RNA from Funneliformis caledonium, 456 nucleotides. NCBI's taxonomy places the organism in Eukaryota, Fungi, Glomeromycota, Glomeromycetes, Glomerales, Glomeraceae. The record is from the annotation of a GenBank genome assembly.
UCUGCGAGGUCAAGGGUGGCACCUACUAACCGUCAACCCAACCCAUCGACUAUAAAAAUAACAGGCAUGUAUCUUUCUGUAACCAAUGAACAUAAUGAAUGGAAAAAAUUGAAAGAUGGAACGCCGGUAAUUAAAAAUAAUGUAGAUCGACGAAUAGUUUUAGACAAUGGUGAUCCAAAUGACUAUUAUACAUUCGUGAAAGCCAUCACACUAGCCAAACAUAACACGAAUGAAAUCGUUCAGAAUAUUUAUUACAGGGAAGACGAACCUGCACGAAAAAACUUUGAUCAAGCUCAGCAAUGUAAAGAUCAAAAUCUUCCAAACUCAUAUUUUGCUGCCUGUUGGGUAUAUAAUAAUUGGACGAGCAAUCUUACUAAAAGCUUGGUUCCCGGCGAUUAUGAUGUGUGGGUGCAUGUGUACUAUUGUCCGGGAUACUGUGAAGUAAUGAUUGUAUAA